AUGGGUAAAACCUCAUUUACUACGAAUCUACUGGACAGUAAUUGUUGCACUAGUCCAAGCAGUGAAGAGGACACUUCAACGACCGUUACGUUGGACAAUCCGGUUGAAACAACCGUGACAUCGUCGGGCAUUCACUCCAUGUGGCUUAACUGGAAAAACCCACGCGCUGUUCUGGAUUUGUGCACUGAAUCCGAGACCGGAUCGGCACUUGAGAUACGGCGGCAGAAAAAUCGCGAGUCCAUGCGACGAUCACGUCAGCGCCAACGAGAUCAAUUGCAAAUGUUACGUGAUGCAGUAACUGAUCUGGAAAAACAGUACCAAUCGAUCCGAUUGCGUUCGGAACCGUUGGAAAAUGAUCAGAAUAUCACUAGCACAAGCGAUCGGAAAUAUGUCCAAGCUGUCGAAUUGUCGAAACAAUUAGGUGCCGAGAAUUUGUACCUCAAGGCAUCAAUUCAAUAUCAGGCGUCGUGGAAAUUGGAACUCCGACGCGUGAUGGAGACGACCGUGGCCUUGGAUGAAUUCACAGCAUCAGUCUCGAAGCCGCCCUCUCCAUUCCCUUUUAAGCUGAAAAUGAUGAAUGAACAGGAGGCCGAAUCGGUGUUUGGAUUUCACCCGUUUACAGAACGAGACGUCAAGGAUGUCAUUUUGCAGAAUACAAAGUCUGUCAAGCGUGUACAGCACCAACUGCUUAGCAGCAAUAAUCGUAAGCUUAGUGGUGACAAGUAUGACAUCAGAGCCGAUGAAGAAGUGACCGAUGAAGUUUUCGGAUCAAUUGACCAUUCUGAACUAUUUGGAUGGGACUUGCGCCGACGCGUUCGAGGAAGUGAUAUGGAGUUCGUCUUUACCAAGCGAUUCAAGAAAUUGUCGGUCUUGGAGAUUAUGCAGAAGUCUUGGGUGAAUGGAAUGCACUUGAAGGGCGCUCAGAUGGUCAAAUACGAUAUUCAGAGGCUGGAAAUGCUGCAGGAAGUAAACACGAACGCCUACGUGCUCGGUCGCGACGUUCGGUCGCCUGACGAAUCACCCGUGUUUCGAACUACGUUAUUGCGGUACCGAAUGGAGAUGACGGGCACGGUGCCUUUGAACGGCUCCUUGCUUGCCGAUGAAGGAAUUAAAACAAGCUCGAAUCUGCGAGCAACUGGUUUUGUGAUCGGGACGCAAAGCCUCAACCCGGCGGAUACCUCUGGCGCCAAACUACUUCCCGAACGUGCUGGUAUCGAGCCGUCGGCACCACUCGUGUGGGCAGAGCUGGCAUACUCCAUCGAAAUAGUGCAAGUGUCCGACCGCAUUACUGGAGAAGACAAGUACGUGCAAGUGCGGUGGUCUGGUAAGAACAAUUACGGCUCGACUUUCGAUGCGCACCGCAACGCGGCGGAUAUGGUGACGACACUCCUGCGCUGGGAGUUUGGCACCAUUGCACCGGCCAUACAACUGAUCCCGAGUUUGGAAGAUGCCAAAUCGAAAUCAAAUUAG
This is a messenger RNA of Peronospora farinosa, 1470 nucleotides long. The record is from the annotation of a GenBank genome assembly. NCBI's taxonomy places the organism in Eukaryota, Oomycota, Peronosporomycetes, Peronosporales, Peronosporaceae.